AUGCACAAAAUUUUUUUAUUUUUAUUAUUAUUUUUUAUUUUUAUAUUUAAUGUUUCAUUGGUCAGUUGCCAAUCAUAUAUAAUAUUAAAUGAAGAAGAGUUAAGAAAGGUUCCAAGUGUUUCAAAAGAUAAUUAUUGUGAUUAUGAUCUUCAAAUUUUAAUUGAGGAUUUCUCAACAUAUCAAUACUUGAGAAUGUCAUCAAAUAAUUAUUCGGAUAUCGCCAAUGUUUAUCCAUCCUCUUUUAAUCAAACUCACACUUUAUUUAAUCCAAUUUUUCAAAUCGUUACAGAAAAAGAAAUAACUAUCAAUUUAAAUGUCGCAAGAGAAGAUUCAAAUAUGUUUGAUUUCACAAUCAAAUUGGUUUGUAAAGAUAUAAAUUUUAAUCAAUUAGAAAUUUCAUUGUUACAAGAUUUCAAACCUCUUUAUCAAUAUUUUGAGUCAUUGUGGCAAAUCAAUGGAAUUGAUUAUCCAACUUUAAAUGAAAUAACUUACUCCGAGGAUCAACUGACACAUAACACAGCAUUAAGAAAGGUUGAUGACAGCAUAUUUUCUUUGGUAUUAACUAAACCACCAUUAGAUUAUGAUGCAUCUACCAAUAAAUGGAAUGUUUAUUUAAGUUUUUUCAAUUCUUCUGGCAAUUCAAUGGGAUAUCUUUUAUUGAAAGUUAAUAACCCCUUUAAAGAUUACAACGAUAACUUUGUUUCUUCAGUUACACAAUAUCCAAAUUUUUCACCAAGUAAUAAUAUUGGGUUUUUUUCAACUCCAAUCAUUGGUUUUAAAUAUACAAAUCCAAAUAAAGUUUUAAAUCCAUAUUUUACAGUUUACGAAAAAUCUUAUGGUUAUUACUUCGAUUCACCAUUACCAGUUUCGGGUAGAGUGGGUGAUAUUAACUAUUUAUGCGAUACAUUUAUGGGUAUGGAUGAUUUGGUAUUAAAUGUUAUUGAAAUAUCUGUUAAUAAAAAUGGUCAGAGAACUGGUCUGCAGCCAAACACUAUAUUUAGUUAUCAGGGUAAUAGUUAA
This is a messenger RNA of Dictyostelium purpureum, 1020 nucleotides long. RefSeq lists its product as uncharacterized. The coding region runs from base 1 to 1020 and encodes 339 amino acids. NCBI's taxonomy places the organism in Eukaryota, Evosea, Eumycetozoa, Dictyosteliales, Dictyosteliaceae. The transcript is spliced from 3 exons. The record is from RefSeq and is a predicted model, not a curated record.